This is a messenger RNA of Anopheles marshallii, 927 nucleotides long. Its product is annotated as exosome complex component MTR3-like. NCBI's taxonomy places the organism in Eukaryota, Metazoa, Arthropoda, Insecta, Diptera, Culicidae. The record is from RefSeq and is a predicted model, not a curated record. The coding region runs from base 1 to 927 and encodes 308 amino acids. Gene Ontology annotation, biological process: U4 snRNA 3'-end processing; rRNA catabolic process; nuclear mRNA surveillance. The transcript is spliced from 2 exons. Gene Ontology annotation, cellular component: nucleolus; nuclear exosome (RNase complex); cytoplasmic exosome (RNase complex).
AUGCCGCUAGAUACGAAAAGAAUAAAUGGACCGGAAAUUUCUACACCGUAUCGGAUAUAUUGCAAAGCUAGUGCACCGAAAGCGUUUGAAGAACGGUUGAGCGAAGCAAUCGGUAAAGAUGGAACACGCAAGGAUGGUCGCUUGUUGCUGGACAGCCGCAAGUAUUACACAAAGAUUGGCGUAGUUUCAACGGCGAAAGGAUCAGCGUACGUGGAGCUGGGUAAUACCAAAGUUAUAGUAUCCGUGUUCGAUCCACGCGAAAUACCGAAGCAGAACAAAUUCAAUCAGCUGGGAGAACUGUAUUGUGAUUUUAAGUACUCUCCUUUUGCCUCGGUGGUGAGGAAAGCCCCGCAAACAGAUGCACGUGAACGCAGUAUGGCAACGGCCUUAACGAGCGCUCUCAACCCAUCCGUUUGUCGGCAUUUGUUCCCCAACCUGCAGAUUGAUGUGUUUGUGAACGUGCUGGAAGACGAUGGUUCAGCGCUAGCCGUAGCAAUAACCGCUGCCGGGUUAGCCCUUGGCGAUGCAUGCAUUCCGAUGUUCGACAUAGUGACGGCUGCAACGGCCGGUAUCCUAGGAAACCGAAUCCUCGUCGACCCUACGGCAGAGGAAGAAGCUUUGUGUAUGGAUGGCUAUACCGAAGAUAAUCAUGGUUUGGUGAUGAUAGCAAAGCUUCCAACGCUGGAUCAAGUAUCGGAGAUAAGGCAGUAUGGGAAUGUGGACGUUGAAAUGUUGUGGCAAACGUGUAAACAACUAAACACGAACUGUGGCGAUUUGGUUCCGAUCGUACAACACGUACUGGUGACCAAAGUUAAGACACACCUUCGAGAGCUUGAGAUAGAGAGUGACAACGAAAGCGAACCUGGCGAAGACAAGGAGGACACAGCCGAUACUGCUCUUCCCAUCAGUUCGGCUGCAGAUAAAUGA